Molecule: messenger RNA, 550 nt
Organism: Diachasma alloeum
Lineage: Eukaryota; Metazoa; Arthropoda; Insecta; Hymenoptera; Braconidae
Exons: 4
Coding region: 130-480 (116 amino acids)
Source: RefSeq, a predicted model, not a curated record
AAUCAAUCGAGAUAGCGUUCGAAAGAUAAUCCAUCCGGGCCCGAACUUCGAAAUUAUACUUGCCGACUUUUCUGUGGAGGAAGAUUGAGUUGAGCUUUGCUGAUCUUGUUGAGGGGAAUGUGAAGAAAUAUGCUGAGAACUGCUACAUUCUUGGGGAAGACUGGAGUCUUGAGGACUGGAGAAGGAUUUUCAGGAAUUUAUGUCAAUUGGGCGAGGAAAUUGAAGGCCAUAAGAGACCGAAGUACUGUGGACUGUUGCGACCCGGUGACGAUUCCGAUUUGCGAGAUGCCUAGGGAGAGAUGCAUGAUGGAUCUGCUGCCAGUGCCUUGUGAACCCUGGCAGGAGGUAUACGACGAGGAGAACAAGAAGGAUACUAAAGUCUUGUUGUAUUCCACUGGAUUCUUCCUCUUCACUUUGCUCUGUAUGAAGCAGGUGGGUCCGGUCAGAGGAUAUCCGGAAAUCGGAUGGACUUCUGGAUAAAUGCGAAUAAAUGAUUUGUUGUACUUUAUGUUUUGUGAUUUAUCUUAGAAUAAAAUCAUUGUAAAAUCGA